Molecule: messenger RNA, 604 nt
Organism: Pocillopora verrucosa
Lineage: Eukaryota; Metazoa; Cnidaria; Anthozoa; Scleractinia; Pocilloporidae
Source: RefSeq, a predicted model, not a curated record
UUCUCUUCUACGCUUUUCUCGGCACAUGGAUCGCUUUCCUAUUGUCAAGAAAGAUCGUCACUUCACGAAGUUUAGGAGCAUCAAGAAUGAAGAUUAUCGGGUUUUACAUCACAUUCUUUAUAUGUUUCGUGCCAGCUCUAGUAACAGCUCCAGACAUAUUCAUAUGGGAAUUUACCAGAGAGUAUUGCUACAGUGUUUACUGAGGCAGCCAGAAUAUGGGAUGCUUAUUGGAUGGUUUUCCUGCCCAACUCACGAUUGCAAUAAUGAGUGGGACAAACAUUGGAUAGCUGGCAUACAUUUUAUGGAGAAGGUAACUCUUGAAAAUACACACUUCAAUGCCUUUCUCAACGGGCCUUUACUUAUCAAGAAAUUUCUCCCCAUGUAUGAUGGAAGAUACUUCAUCAUGCGAGUGAGGACAGAUACAGGAGCCAAGACAAGUAUUUACCAUCGUAAAGUAGUACAAGGUAAUGUUUACCUCUUAAAUAUUCUGUUUUAUGUGCUGUCUCUAUGCGUCCUUCUGUCUAUUUUCUGUUUCAAUGUAAAGGGAAUUGGAGUCCUGACUUCUUUACCAAUAUUCAUCAUUUUUGCCCUUACCCGUUUCUAG